AAAUUCGUUAACGGUAAACUCCCCUUGAAAACAGUCAACAACAGAAUCACCAAGACCAAGUCCGAGAAUUUCUUCUGCUGUUUGCCAGUCUAUUCAAGUCAAGAAUACCGGACUUUAUUCAUGAGGAUCAGUUACUCACAAUUGAAGCGAGGAAAAUGGCGAAAAUCGAGAGCAUUGUGAACACAUUUGUGUCAAUGAUGGAGAAUUUGGCGAAUCGGAUUGUGCCGCUGAUUCCUGGCCAGAAACGGAUAUUGCUCCUCGCCAACAAGAGCGGCGUAGCUUUCUACUUCGUUGUGUCAGUUAUUGCGUUCUACGUCAGUACGUUCGUCGUCUUUCCGUUCAACCACAAGAUCGAAAUGAACGAUCCUACCAUUGACUCGAAUGCAUCAACGCCCAUUUCAACAUGGAUCCUGAGUUUUUGCAUGGGCAACAUGAUGCUGAAUUAUUUGCGAGCAAUUUUCAACCCACCAUUUUACGAUGCAGGGCAACUCAAAGUGCCAACGGCUGAAGGAGGGAAAAAUUGGGGAUAUUGCGUUCCAUGUCAGCAGUAUGUUCCUCCUCGAGCCCACCAUUGUUCCGUCUGUAACCAGUGUGUCCUGAAGCGAGAAUCACAUUGCUUCUUCUUGGGGAACUGCGUCGGUCACAUCAACCAUGGAUUUUUUGUCGUCUUCCUCUUCUACGUUGCCCUCUCGAGUCUAUUCGCACUUCUUCACUUGGGCAUGUACUUCCAUCAUGUCAUCGGACCGAUCGUUUCCUUGAGUAUGCACCAUUACCUUGUUCCGGUUGCGACCUAUCGAUGUUUCAUGGGCUAUUUCACAGUAACAGACUAUCUCAUGCUGUUACUAUUCUACAACAUGCUGAUGAUUGGUCUUGGCUGCAGCAUUCUCUUUUUCCAACAGAUCAGCCUUAUCCUGCAUGGUCAGACGAGUUAUGAAGCAGCGAAAAAGGUCAACCUGUAUGACAGUGGUGCCCAUUUUAAUCUUCAGGAUGUCUUUGGGAGGUACUGGUGGGUUCGUUUCAUCCUACCUAUCAAGUUUUCUCAACCAGUGGAUGGCAUCAAGUGGAGCAGGGUCAAGGAUAUCAAACGAUACUGAAGUUUUUGAUAAUAUAGUUAUUCCAGGAUGUUCCUUGUUUCUCAAAAAGUCUGGAAACAAACCAUAAGCCAUCUUGACCAUAUUUACUGAAGACAUUGCUGACUUUCAGACUUUGGACAAGCAAAUGAAGAUGACUUUCCUGUUCUAUUUCUAACUUUGAUUUCACUGAUUAAGGUUGAGAAGUAAAUUUUGUUGAUUUAGUCACUUAGUAAGUGACUUACAUGUCUUGUCUGCAAAGUAUGCUCCGAUUUGAUGGAUAUUGUUUUGUAAAUUUAUACAAAGUAAGAGGUUAUUCUCUUUGUAGUAUAUUUGUAAAUGCAUUUGUACAUGUAUCUUGUCUUUCAUUCAUACAACAUUCCUGAAAUACUCUAAGCAGUACACCACAUUUGUGAGAUUUCAUAGGUCUCCUGAAAAGUGAAAUAUAAUUAAUGGUAAAAAUCAAGUGACUGGUGGUGAUACAAAUUACUAUCUAGGGCUUUAAUUAAUCCAAGGCUGUUGAAGGCCAAGGUUGUGUGGAUGCCCUGUUGGCUUGACUUGGUGCACCUGAAGCACCUCCUAAUUGGCAUUGGAGACAUGCCCUUUUUAUUUUUCCCAUUUGUACAGCAAUAUAAAAAUAUGGCCUAUAGAAAAUUUGGCUUGCCCUAAGUAUAUCAAAUUAGAAGCCCCUGACUUUCCCACAUGGUACAUUAUCCAUACCAGUACAUUGAAAAGAAUGAAUAUUUAUUGACUUUUCAUCGUCAGUAAAGAGCAGAAAGGGCCAAUGGAAUCUGUGAAAUUCUACAGAUUAUGAGAAAAUUGCAAUUUGACUUGUUUUGAUCUUAUUUUUUUUAUACUUUAUAGUACUUGAAAUGCAAUUCGGGUUGUUUUGCUCUUAUUUUAUUAUACUUUUUACUUGAAUAUAUACACUGUUAAAUUCUAAAAUUUACAUUAAACUUUUCUAUCAGAUCAGUUUGUACAAGCACACCAGAAGUGCCUGAUUUUAAAUAAGAAUUGGAUAGAGCCUUGGAUUUCUUUUUCAAAGAUGAAUUUAUCAUGUGAUGAUGGAGUGAAUUCAAAAUCAUGUUAUUUUUAGAACAAAAUUUUUAAAUUCAAUGCAUCUUGAUUUGGAAUUUGGAAAAGAAAGAUCUUGACAUUUAGUUAAUUAGAUUCAAAUGUCAAACAAAUUAGUUAUGUAUGAUAUUGUUUAUACCAUGUGUUUUUUUCAAUCAGAAAUUCAAAAGAGGUUUUGUUAAUUCCCGCUAGAUUACAAUAAAUGUUCAUUUUCUCAAGGCUGAUGAUCUAUCUAGGUCCAUAAAUAUUUUUAAAACAUGAUCUGAGCUAUAGAAUGUGUCAUUUAUUAAUUAUACAUGUGUACGUGUGAUUGAGUGACAUGAAUGAUUAAGCAAAAAUAUUCAGGGUUUUUGUUGUUUGAUGCACUUACAAAUUGGGCCAUUGUUGCUUAUGAUAUUUGUAUCUUUGUGCAAUCAAUAGGGCCCGAGUCUACAUAUCUCAAUGGUCUUAGGGAUAAAGGUAUCGAUUAUCCCAUAUCAGGUCUACACUAUUAUUUUCAUAUGAUGUAGACAUUAGGCUGUGUUCUUUUUGUGCAAUCAAAUGACUCUUGCUGCUCAUAGUCAUCAAAUAUUAUGACUGGAAAAGGAAGAAAAAAAACCUAAAGUAGUUUAAGUACACAUAUAAAUUGACACAUGUGGACAGGAUGAUAUCCUCUCAGACACUGUAGUGUUUAUUUAUAUACAGAGUUAGGAAAUUUCAUCUCAGCUCAUGCAUGAUGUGCACACACUGCACUUUUCUUAAAUAGCUUUGUUGAUCAAAGGUUUUAGGAUAUCUUUGUUUACCAAACAUCCUUUCUCCUUAGCGUAUUUUGUUUCAAAUUCUCUGUACUCUAACUGAAAGACAAUUUUCAUAAUACAUGUUUUCAUGUAUCUGGAAUAAAUGUUUUAUCUUUAGAAUUUUUGACUUUAUUUUCUAUCAAAAUAUUCUUAAUUUUUUUGUGACUAAUGUCCCAUUAUUCUACCCAUCAUUAUUUUGGGAACCCUCAUCCCCAUUCACGAUUGUGGGAUGGAUCUGUAAAAUUCACAGAUAUUUAAAGAUGGAAAUGCCUUGAAGUGAUAAUGCAUAUUUAUAUACAAUUGUUUUGUUUAAUCCCUUUUACAUAAAUAUUUUGAUAUCUAGAAUUUUGUAUCAUCUUUUGUAUAGUUGACUACAGUACUUUUUUUGCAGUUUAUCCAGUGAUUCUAUACACUUUGUUAUCUACUAACUAUAAGUGUUCACAAUCUUUUUAAUCAUAAAAAUAGUGACUUUUGAUGUUAACUUUUUUCUAAUUCUGGUAUAUCACAUAUAUUUUAUGAUAUGUUUGAUGAUGACUGAUUUUGUGUGUUGAGUGUUAAUUAAAGUUUGCUUUGAAAAUCUGA
Molecule: messenger RNA, 3502 nt
Organism: Lytechinus variegatus (green sea urchin)
Lineage: Eukaryota; Metazoa; Echinodermata; Echinoidea; Temnopleuroida; Toxopneustidae
Product: palmitoyltransferase ZDHHC22-like
Exons: 1
Coding region: 156-1094 (312 amino acids)
Molecular function (GO): palmitoyltransferase activity
Source: RefSeq, a predicted model, not a curated record